Molecule: messenger RNA, 1827 nt
Organism: Fonsecaea multimorphosa CBS 102226
Lineage: Eukaryota; Fungi; Ascomycota; Eurotiomycetes; Chaetothyriales; Herpotrichiellaceae
Exons: 1
Coding region: 1-1827 (608 amino acids)
Source: RefSeq, a predicted model, not a curated record
AUGAUUCAGUCAACUCCUGGGCCUUCAGCGUCCGAACAGCACCAUGUACGACAUCACAGCAACGUAACGUCGUUCAGACAGGCGAGGCUUUCUAAGACUCCGCAAUCUGGAAAAGCCCAGCGCAAAGAGCAUUACGGGAAUCCGGGAGAGAGCAAAAUGCCAAAGGAGCCAGCUCCCGACUUCAUGUUCAUCCCCAUGUCGGCUGAGCCUGGGGCAAGAGCCAGAAUUCAGCCUGAGUUUCGAGCUCCUGCCAAAGCACAUGUGAUGUAUGACUACCAGCGAAAGACGGCCGAACACAGAAGCGCAAAGUGGAAAAUGUCGACACCUACCACGUACGCCAUCGCCCCUAAAGUGCCAUUGCCAGGACUCCUGGUGCCGGAACAAUCUGUGCAGCCUUCCUUGGUGUUGCGCGAGCGAAGAACGACGCGGAAGAAAGAUAGGCGGCGGCCAAAGAGGAAAGCGCGAACUUCAAUGACCGAACUACCAUCUUCCGAUGACUCUGGUCAAUCCCCCCUGGGAGCGCUUUCUUUUACGCUGUUAGACGGCGCGGUCCAUUCUCGUUUCAUCCAUUACGGUCCGCGGCCCGCAAUUCCUAGACAACCAGGUGGAAGCAACCUCAUGGACGUCUUCUCCGCUCUACCAAUUCAAGUCAAACCCUGGGACGAAACGUUGAUCACACGAUGGCUCAAUUACGACCGCAUCCCCUGGUGUCCGGUCAACGGGCAGUCUCAAUGGGUGCCCUUCGUCACGAAUUCGCCGAUGCUCCUGCACACAAACUUGUACUCAUGGGGGAUGCAUUGGCACGGCAAAUUGACCGGCACCGACCAAGAAGUCUUUCUAUACCAGAAUCCUCGGAUCCUAGAACACAAGAUUGCCGCUAUCCAAUUGAUUAAUGCGCACCUGGUAUCGUCGACUGCUGUCACAGACGAGGCCCUCGCUGCAGUGUCUAUGUUCAUAAAUGUGUCGCUGCAAUUCCUGAAUCGAGAUGAAGCCGCAAGACAUAUGGCUGGCCUCGAGGCCUUGGUGAAGCUCCGAGGAGGCCUCGAGACGCUCUCCAGGAUGGGAACGGUAGGCGUCCUUUUACAACGCAUGAUAAGCUGGAACGAUCUCUUCUUUGUCGAACUCUUUGGUGGGAAUCUACGCUUCUCCCUCCUACCGCGUUGGGAGGAGGCAUGGAAAUCGGUCUAUGCCCCCAUUGUGGACGAUCCCGUCACACACCUCGAACCGCUACAGGCACGCUUUUCAGGUGAUCUCGCGCUGGAGAUGACCACGCUUCUGCGCGAGAUCCAGAUCGUGUGCGACGAUGUUCAAGCGCGACCUCUAGCGACGCUGACGACGGCAGAAAAGACACUACGGCACGACAAUCUGUUCCGCUUUGAACGUCGACUGUGUCUUGCAACACGGAUCACGACGGUUCAGGAACAUGUCUACAUGAAUCUACAGAGUGGUGGCAGUGGCAACGACGACCCGAUGUGGCGGACGGUCGCUUACGCCGCAUUGAUGUAUGUCCAUCACCACAUGCGCGGACACGCCUUGCACUGGUCACAGUUUCCCGCGCUGGUCGUGCAACUUCGCAACGAGUUGUCGUUUGUCCAAGCUGCCAGUUGGGAGGCGGUGCCGGCGCUGCAGUUGUGGGUCCUUGCGGUGGGUAGUUGGGUGAGUCAGUGCGAGCAAUGGGUUGUGGCCUCGCUCGCCGACGCCUGCCGGGCGCAAGGCUAUGCGAGCUGGGACGAAUUCGACGGGAUCCUGAAGCAGUGUGUGCACCUUGGGACAGAGGACGAGCGGAAGUUCAGAAUCGUUUGGGAGCAGGUGAGCAGAUUGCUUUGA